GACUUUUAUUUUGAACUGGUGUUCAUUCUCACUAUUACAUCUUGCUCAGCUGUUCAUUUUAUUUAUGUGUUUAAUGUUGGUUGCUCGGCUUUUCCUGUGAUUCUAGCUUUUUAAUCGGACAGUGAGUAAUGUAAGAUCAGGGGCUCGGAUUUGAGGAAAGAGAGUUACAUUUGAACUAUUGAUCUGUGAAAAUGCGACAUGCACGUGAGGUGACAUUCACCAUGCUCGUGAGAGCGUAUGCCACAGCUUCAAAGACUGAGACCGUCGCUUCCAACGGGAAAGCGGGACUUAAAGCAGCAGAUAUCGCGAACAGACUCCGCAGUGAAAAGGAAAAACAAACAAAUGACAAAAAUGAGGUUCCGGUGUCACCUCUUCAAACCAGAGUAAACGAACUCAAACAGUUCUCUCAGCAACUACAAUCUGUUCAUCCCAGUGUGCUCGUAAAAGCUCUUUACAGGGGCAUCCUUUAUCAAGACCAAAACAUAAUCGCAAUAAAUAAACCAUACGGUGUGCCUCUGCAUAAUGUAGAUGGCAUCAGAAACAGCAUAGUCGAAUGUCUGCCUCUGCUAGCAAAGAUAACUGAUGGACAGUUGCACCUUUGCCAUAGCCUGGAAAAAGAAAAUACUGGAGUUUUGAUCCUGGCUAAAACAGAGGAAGCUGCUGAACAUGUCCAAACACUCAUCAGGUCACACAAAGUGGAAAGGAAAUACUUGGCAGUCACUGUAGGUGUGCCGGUUCCAUCCGAGGGAGUGAUUGACAUUCCCAUUAUAGAGAAGGAGGUCACGGGACCUCAGCCGCAUUUUAAGAUGGGUCUGAGCCCAUUGUUCAAAGUGAGUGAGGAGGGAGAUGGGGUGACCAGGGUCAGAGCUCAUCGACAGGCACACAGCGCAGUCACGCAGUAUCGGGUUCUGGACAGCACCAGUGGCUGCAGCUUGGUGGAACUGCAGCCUGUCACAGGUGUGAAAAACCAACUUCGUGUGCACAUGGCUCUUGCUUUGACCUGCCCCAUUCUUGGAGACCACAAAUAUGCUAACUGGAACAAACUAGCACCACAGAAGCUGCCAGAGGGCAUAUUGCGACGGCUGGGCCUGGUGCAGAGUAAAACACGAUACCUCCCUCUUCACCUGCACUCCAGAAGGAUCGUCCUGCCAGGGGUCAAAGGUCACAGUGACAUCACAGUGUCCUGUCCCCUUCCUAAGUACUUCACCAACACCUUAAAAAGACUACAGAUCCCACUACCGGGAAAAGAAUGAGAUGUAUCACAGCUAGGAACUCCAUUUGAAAAAGUAUUACAUUUGGAUUUGAUUUUGACUGUAGAAAAGGUCAUGUACAAAGCAGACAUUACAUUGUUGUGUAUUCUGAAUGUUUUUUUGUCCAGACUUUCUAAUAAAAGACCAUUGAAAGUGUUAAA
Cyprinus carpio (common carp) is the source of this 1411-nucleotide messenger RNA. RefSeq names its product RNA pseudouridine synthase D4 (gene rpusd4). Gene Ontology annotation, biological process: pseudouridine synthesis. Gene Ontology annotation, molecular function: pseudouridine synthase activity; RNA binding. The record is from RefSeq and is a predicted model, not a curated record. NCBI's taxonomy places the organism in Eukaryota, Metazoa, Chordata, Actinopteri, Cypriniformes, Cyprinidae.